Oncorhynchus tshawytscha (Chinook salmon) is the source of this 1011-nucleotide messenger RNA. Its product is annotated as D(1C) dopamine receptor-like. Gene Ontology annotation, biological process: adenylate cyclase-activating adrenergic receptor signaling pathway. Gene Ontology annotation, cellular component: membrane. Gene Ontology annotation, molecular function: G protein-coupled receptor activity. Lineage: Eukaryota; Metazoa; Chordata; Actinopteri; Salmoniformes; Salmonidae. The record is from RefSeq and is a predicted model, not a curated record.
AUUUUGUUUCUCCUCAUUGUGUCGACACUGCUGGGGAACAUGCUCGUGUGCGCUGCGGUAGUUAAAUUCAGGCACCUCCGGUCCAAGGUAACCAACUUUUUCGUGAUUUCUCUGGCGGUGUCUGACCUCUUCGUUGCCGUCCUCGUGAUGCCAUGGGAGGCAAUAUCUGAGGUGACUGGCACCUGGCUGUUUGGUAGAUUUUGUGGCAUCUGGAUAGCUUUUGACAUAAUGUGCUCGACGGCAUCUAUUCUUAAUCUGUGUAUCAUAAGCGUGGACAGAUACUGGGCUAUAGCUAGUCCUUUUAGAUAUGAACGGAAAAUGACCCACAGAGUUGCAUUUAUCAUGAUUGGAGUGGCGUGGACGCUGUCAAUUCUCAUCUCCUUCAUACCUGUCCAACUGAACUGGCACAUGGCCGACGAGGAGACGUCAGCGGGAAACUUUAGUAACCACUCUGAGAAUUGCAUAGCAAACUUGAACAAGACCUAUGCUAUUUCCUCAUCACUGAUCAGUUUCUAUAUCCCAGUGGUUAUCAUGGUUGCCACUUACACGAGGAUUUACCGUAUUGCGCAAACGCAGAUACGGAGGAUAUCCUCCUUGGAGAGAGCCGCCGAGCAAGCGCAAAAUAACCAACACCCAAACGUUUGCGCGCACGAAAACGCAUUAAAAACUGCUUUUAAAAAGGAAACAAAAGUGCUAAAGACCCUCUCCAUUAUCAUGGGAGUUUUUGUGUUUUGCUGGCUGCCUUUUUUUGUCCUAAACUGCAUGGUACCUUUCUGUGAUCCUCCGUGUGUAAGCGACACCACGUUUACAAUUUUCGUUUGGUUUGGUUGGGCCAACUCUUCAUUAAACCCUGUCAUUUACGCAUUUAACGCGGAUUUCAGAAAAGCCUUUACAACUAUUCUGGGCUGCAAUAAAAUUUGCUCAAGCAAUACAGUGGAGGCUGUUAAUUUCAGCAAUAAUUGGUCUCCUAUCACCACGACACAACGCUCCAAAAAGACGCACAAGUCUUGA